Messenger RNA from Oncorhynchus keta (chum salmon), 2538 nucleotides. RefSeq names its product protein YIF1A-like. Gene Ontology annotation, cellular component: Golgi membrane; endoplasmic reticulum-Golgi intermediate compartment; endoplasmic reticulum membrane. The record is from RefSeq and is a predicted model, not a curated record. Bases 1062 to 1874 code for a protein of 270 amino acids. Lineage: Eukaryota; Metazoa; Chordata; Actinopteri; Salmoniformes; Salmonidae. Gene Ontology annotation, biological process: endoplasmic reticulum to Golgi vesicle-mediated transport. The transcript is spliced from 10 exons.
CAAUAAUAGGUUAAGGUAAUGUAAAAGGGGCGGGUUCUACGAAGGCCCAGCAUACGUAUCUGUUUUACAAUGGACCUUCCACAGCAUGGUUACAGAGCAAGUGUUUUGAAGGAGUUCCCACAUAUGCUGAGCACUCGUUGGCUGCAUUUCCGUCACUCUGCAGUCCUACUCAUCCCCAAACCAUCUCAAUAUGGUUGAGGUCGGGGGAUUGUGGAGGCCAGGUCAUCGGAUGCAGCACUCCAUCACUCUCCAUCUUGGUCAAAUAGCCCUUACACAGCCUGGAGGUGUGUUGGGUUAUUGUCCUGUUGAAAAACAAAUGAUAGUCCCACCCGUUCAUUCACACCGCGUCUCACAGACAUGGCGGUUGGGUCCCAUUUGGACUCCAGACCAAAGGACACAUUUCCACUGGUCCAUUGCUCAUGUUUCUUGGCCCAAGCAAGUGUCUUCUUAUUGGUGUCCUUUAGUUGUGGUUUAUUUGCAGCAAUUUUACCAUAAAGGCCUGAUUCACGAAGUCUCCUAUGAACAGUUGCUGUUGAGAUGUGUCUGUUACUUGAACUCUGACACAUUUAUUUGGGCUGCAAUUCCUGAGCCUGGUAACUCCUAAUGAACUUUCAUCAUAGCACUUGAUUGUUUUUGUGACUGUACUUGAAGAAACUUUCAAAGUUAUUGAAAUAUUCCGGAUUGACUGACCUUCAUGUCUUAAAGUAAUGAUGGACUGUCAUUUGUCUUUGCUUAUUUGAGCUGUUCUUGCCAUAUUAUAUAGACUUCAUCUUUUACCAUAUAGGGCUAUCUUCUGUAUACCACCCCUACCAUGUCACAACACAACUGAUUGGCUCAAACGCAUUAAGAAGGAAAGAAAUUCCACAAAUUAACCUGUUCAUUGAAAUGCAUUCCAGGUGUCUACCUCACGAAGCUGGUUGAGAGAAUACCAAGAGUGUGCAAAGCUGUCAAGGCAAAGGGUGGCUACUUUGAAGAUUAUAAAAUCAAAGCCAAGAGCUCGUGCAGGUCCCCACACCGGGGACCCUCUCCUCUUUGCAGAUACCAGUUCUGCAGCACCACCAAUGAACAAUCAGGGUUAUUACACUCCUGGAUACAACAUUGGAGGGGCUCCAGUUGGAGGACCAGCGGAUGCUGGGGUCAACAACCUGUUUGCUGACCCAAUGGCCAGUGCAGCCAUGAUGUAUGGCUCUUCCCUGGCCAACCAGGGGAAGGAAAUUGUUAACAAGGAGAUCAGCAGGUACGUGUCUGUGAACAAGCUGAAGUACUUCUUUGCCGUCGAUUCCAAAUAUGUAAUGAAGAAACUACUGCUCCUCGUGUUCCCGUACACACAUCAGGACUGGGAAGUUCGUUACCACAGGGACACUCCUCUCACACCCAGGCAUGAUGUGAAUGCGCCCGACCUUUACAUACCUUCAAUGGCUUUCAUCACCUACAUUUUGCUAGCUGGGAUGGCCCUUGGCAUUCAGAAGAGGUUCAGUCCAGAAGUCCUUGGUCUGUGUGCCAGCACUGCUUUGGUGUGGGUCGUCAUAGAGGUCUUGGUCAUGUUCCUGUGUCUCUACAUUCUCUCUGUUCACUCUGACAUUUUUGACCUCUUUGCAUACAGUGGAUACAAAUAUGUGGGAAUGAUUUUCACAGUGCUGGGUGGUCUGCUGUUUGGCAGUGAUGGGUACUUCGUGGCUCUCACUUGGACAUCUUGUGCUCUUAUGUUUUUCAUUGUCCGCUCUCUCAAAAUGAAGAUUCUGUCGUCUCUCUCCCAUGACUCCAUGGGGGCUGGGGCGACAGCCAAACCAAGACUCCGCCUGUACAUCGCCGUGGCCACCGCAGCCUUUCAGCCAAUCAUUAUCUACUGGCUCACCUCGCAUCUGGUCAGGUGACCUGGUACAGGUUCUGACCCUGAGGGUCAUUAGUAUCAAACAAAAAACAAAAAAAAAAUGUUGAUGCUUUCUACAAACUUGGCUCUUGCGAGUGUCAUUUACCUACAUACCAGCUCAUCUGCCAGGGAAAGCGGGAUGAUGGAUAUCGAGCUGUAUCUUGUGUUCAGCUUGUGGGUUAAAGCUUAAAAUUAACAUUUUAGUUUUUACUUCUGUAGGUGAGACUUUUGCAUGCAAGACAUCACUUGUCAUGAUGAGUGUUUUACAGUCAUUUUUGGCCACCUUAUUUAUAAAGAAAGAAGGGCUUUGUAUUCCUGAAAUUUGAAUUUAUGGUUAUGAUAAACCUUUGUCACACUCCAGUUCUUCCUCUAAAGUUUGUCCGUUUGGGCUUACCAGAAAUGCUGCAAUGUGGUUAAAUGGAAAAUGAUUGAGAUAUUUUUUUAUUUUAUUUUACCAGGUAAGUUGAUUGAGAACAGACUCAUUUACAGCAACAACCUGGGGAAUAGUUACAGGGGAGAGGAGGGGGGACUUGGAGGAUGUGCUAUCAGUGCCCUCUUCUGCAUUUUAACCUUCUCUGUUAAUCCCUCCUUUUUAUUAUUUAUCCAAACUUUGUGGAGCAUGAACAAGUUUUAUUAUUUUUGUAAAAAUAAAAUAGAAUAUAAUUUUA